Lycium ferocissimum is the source of this 867-nucleotide messenger RNA. RefSeq lists its product as uncharacterized. The transcript has a single exon. NCBI's taxonomy places the organism in Eukaryota, Viridiplantae, Streptophyta, Magnoliopsida, Solanales, Solanaceae. The record is from RefSeq and is a predicted model, not a curated record. Bases 1 to 867 code for a protein of 288 amino acids.
AUGACUAAGCCCUCCACACUACCCACUGAGACCUUUCCCCCUAUUCCACCAAAACCACCGGAUAAAUCCCAAUCAGAUAUGGAAGAGGACAGAACACCACUAAUACCACCUUUAUCUUCGCAACCACUAUCCUACAAAGAUGUGGUCUUAGAAAAGGAAGAGAAUCUAGAAGCCUCCUAUCUACACGAAAUGGAUCGUGAAACUCACAUGAAAGACCAACUAGAAUCGCCUGCAGAUCUAGAUACGAUUACCCUCACGCCAGAGGAAAAAGAAAGGCUAUACCAACCAUGGAAAUACUCAGUCAUAGUCAAAGUAUUCGGGAAAAGACUGAGUCACCAAUACCUUAAAGGGAAAUUAACCGACCUUUGGAAUAUCGAUGAACCCCUAAAUCUAAUAGAUCUGGGGUUUGACUUCUAUGUAGCCAGAUUUAAAGAAGAGCAAAGCCUUCAAACUGUGUUAUAUGAAGGCCCAUGGUUCGUUGAAGGUCAGUUUUUAUCAAUCAAGAGAUGGGAACCAAAUUUCGUCCCAGCAGAGUCAAAAAUUGACACUGCGGCUAUAUGGAUUCGUUUACCACAACUGCCCACUAAGUUCUACGAUCAGAGAAUACUAGAGAAAGUGGGUAGAAGAAUUGGCCAACUAGUGAAGGCGGAUGCAUGCCCAUCCGCUACCCUUAGGGGAAGAUAUGUGAGGAUCUGUGUUGAAAUUAGUUUGGAUGUCCCUGUGAGAACUUCGAUCAUGAUUGGAUCGCAUAAACAACAAUUACUCUAUGAAGGGGAGGGAAUCAUGUGUGUGGGAUGUGGACGGAUUGGUCACACAAUUGACAACUGCACCUACAUCACCCCAAAAACCACAACAACUGAAGCUUGA